AUGACGACGACGACCAAGAAGCCGAGCUGCCCGCGCUGCCACGCGUCCUCGGUGCUGCUCCUCGAGCGUCGCUUGCUUUGGAUCUGCGGUGCCUGUGAGAAUACGUUUCCCGCGACGGCGAGCGCGCAGCUGGUCUCGUUUGUCGGCUACACGCGGCCAAAGUUGAAGAUCUUCCUCUCGUACGGGCACGACCACUACCAGCCCCUCGCCAUGGCCAUCAAGACGCAGCUGCAGGAGCGAGGCCAUUACGUCUGGGUCGACCACGAGCAGCUUUCACCAGGCUGCGACUGGGAAACGGACAUUUCCAACGGCCUCAACCGCGUGAAAGAGGCGCAGGAGCAUGGCCGCGUCUUGCUGCUCAUGACGCCGCACGCCCUUCGGCGCCCCGACGGCUAUUGCCUCAACGAAAUCGCACGCGCCAUCACGCUGCGUCUGAGCAUCUUUCCCAUCUUCCUCGCCACGUGCGAGCCGCCAGCGUCCAUCUCGCACCUGCCGUACUACGACAUGCGCUCGAUCGUGCCGGCGCGCGACAACGACGACGAGCCUCUCGAUGUGUGGAACGCGCGUCUGAACCAAGUGCUGCACAGCAGCGCGUUCCACGACUGCGUCACCCGCUGCCUCAGUCUGCUCGAGCUCGUACGUGCACAAUGUGUACGACGCUGCGACAGCAUGCUUGCCUAUCCGAUGGCGGCGAUUGCCGGCGCCAACAACGUCGGUUUGUGCCUGCCCCAGAGCCCUCCGUCGCAGCUGAUAGCGGUGCUCAAGCCCGAGGCCGGAGCCGCCAACUCGCGCUUUGUGUUGAGCUAUGGGGAAAAGUGUCUCGAGCUGGCGCGUCGGCUGUGCGCCGACUUGAUCGGCGCGGGCUUUGCCAUCCACGACGUUUCGUUGCAGCCGCUGCGACAAAACAUGUCGGCCGAAGAAGAGGACGCACGUCGGAAGGCACUCGACUGGGCCCAAGAAGAGAAAAACGGCAAGCUCGUGCUUCUCAUCACGCCGGGCAGUGUCGGCCGACCCCACGGCGUCUGCCUCAACGAGAUCUCACUGGCCAUGUCCAAGGGCCUUGGAUUCGUGCCGCUAAUGGUGCGUCCGUGCGAGAUUCCGCUCAGUAUUUGCCGCAUCCAGUGGCUCGACAUGUGCGACGUCUGUGCCGUGCACCGCCACGAGGCGAAUGCGAUCGCGUGGGGACUCCAUGAAGCCCGGUACAAGACGCGCUACAACCAGCUGCUCGCGGCCCUGAAUGGGCAAAUCGGCCUCGACCACGAUGGCCAACAAGCACGACUGUUUAGCUUGCUCUCGCCGUUCUCGUUCCAGUCCCAGAUUAGCAAACUCACCCAACUCUUUGUCGCGCGCGAGUGGGUCCUCGCCAAAUACGAUGCGUGGGUCCAGACACCGAACGGUAGCCGCAUCUUUGUCGUUUCUGGCGUGAUUGGCUCGGGCAAGAGUGCCAUCAUGGCACAAAUCAUUCAAAACCGCCCCGAAAUUGCGGCGUUCCAUUUGGCGUCGCACGAAGAAGACCAGACGCAGAGCGCGCGCCGGUGCGUGCUCAGUCUUGUGUACCAGCUCUCGACGCAGCUGCCCGAAUAUGCCAACGUGCUCAACUCCCAAGAGCCCCUCGAAGAAAUCGUGCCCGUCAAGUCGCUCGUCGACCUCAUCCAUGCCCUUUUGAUCGCACCGCUGAGUGCAAUUGCGCACCCGGCGUCGAUUCUGGUGCUCCUCAUCGAUGGCAUCGAGUGCUUUGAACCGGGCUUUGUGGCCACGCUCACGGCACACAUGGACCUCUGGCCGUCGUGGGUUCGGUUCGUCUUUGGAACACGCGAAGACCCGAGUGUGCUCCAGACGCUCCAAGCGUACAUGCCACCCGCCGUCUCGCUGGACCCGUCUCUCUAUGAAUCCAAGCUCGACAUCAAGGCGUACCUCCAUUUGGCGCUCACGCCGCAAUUGACGACCGAGAGCCAAGGCAAGCGCAACGAAAUUGUCGACUUUAUCGCGGCGCGCGCCGAGGGCCUCUUCUUGUACGCGCGCCACCUUGUAAACGCGAUCGCUGUCGGCCAGCUCCAGCUGAACGAGCUCGACGCGUUCCCGACGUCCAUGGGCGGGUGCCUCCAGCACUGCUUUGACGCGCAGUUCCCGUCCAUCGGGUACUACAAGAAGACGAUCCGACCCGUGCUCGAAGUGCUUUGUGCCGCCAACGAGCCGCUCCCGCUCUCGAUGUUCCGGUCCAUCUUGUCGCUCGAUGUCUACGAGCAGCACGACAUUCUCGCCUGGUUCGGGUCACUCUUUUACAUAACCGACAGCGACAUCAUCAAGCCGUUCCACUCGUCCGUCCUGGAUUGGUUGCAGGACGCCAAGUCGGCGGGCCCGUACUUUGUCGACGCCGAGAACGGACACUAUGCGAUCGGGGUCUGGUGCUACAACGAAUACCAGCGCAGCGUCAAGUCGGGUGUCAAUUUUCCAAACUCGAGUGCUUUUGACCUCGAGACGGCGCGGGACACUGCGACCCGCCGCGCACGCAUCUACAUUGUGCGGCAUGCCCGCCAGCACCUCGAGAAACUGAUUGACGAGACGCAUUUUCUGGCCGCGAUGGACAUGAUGAUGUUUUUCAACACGGACGAAACCUUCCUUUUGGCCCAGCGACUCCUUAGCAUCCGCGAGAUCGGUCUUCAGAGCUUCUUCCACGGCAAGAUCUCGCGCGACGAAGCGCAAGCGCUUCUCAAGCGCAAUGCACAGCCCGGUGCGUUCUUGAUCCGGUACAGCUCGGCGCAAAAGGCGUACUGCGUCUCGUUCGUGCCGGCGCGCAUGACGCCGGGUGUAUACCAGCACAACCUCAUCUACCACCUCAACUCGGGCGCGUACUCGCUUGCGCCGCCGCACGAGGUGCAUGCCAAGACCGAGAUCUUCUCGGACCUCGUGAGCUUUGUCGAGGCGUUCCAGCGCCGCGGUAUCCUCAAGGCGCCGAUUCGCUGCGUUGGUACCAUCAACCGAUCGAUUUCCAAGUCGGCCUGA
Molecule: messenger RNA, 3003 nt
Organism: Saprolegnia parasitica CBS 223.65
Lineage: Eukaryota; Oomycota; Saprolegniomycetes; Saprolegniales; Saprolegniaceae
Exons: 18
Coding region: 1-3003 (1000 amino acids)
Biological process (GO): signal transduction
Source: RefSeq, a predicted model, not a curated record